Molecule: messenger RNA, 1893 nt
Organism: Oryctolagus cuniculus (rabbit)
Lineage: Eukaryota; Metazoa; Chordata; Mammalia; Lagomorpha; Leporidae
Source: RefSeq, a predicted model, not a curated record
CUGCCUGCGCGUGGCAUGGCGGGGUCUCAGUGUGGCUCUGCUCUUGUGUUCCAGGACUGUGAGGGCGAGACUCCGAUUCACAAGGCAGCUCGCUCCGGGAGCCUGGACUGCAUCAGCGCCCUGGUGGCCAGCGGGGCUCGUGUCGACCUGAGAAAUGCCAGUGGCCUGACGGCAGCGGACAUUGCUCAGACGCAGGGCUUCCAGGAGUGCACCCAGUUUCUCUUGAGCCUGCAGAACCGUCACCUGAGCCGCUUCUGCCAGGACGGCCUCUUGAAUGGGGGCCGUCAGGAGGUGCUUCCUCACCACGCUGGCGGGGGAGCAAAUCGGAAGAGGUGCUUGCAAGACCCGGAACCUGUGGGAGCGAAGAAAGCCAGGGCGGAAGCUCCGGGCCUGGACUGCGCCAUGCCGCUGGCGAACGGCGAGGCGGAAGACGAAGCGGACAGGAUGCACGUCGACAGAGAGGGUGGCGCCCUAACAGAUAUGAAAAACAGUAGCUCCGUAUCGAAUGUCUUGACAAACGGCUGUGUCAUCAGCGGACACUCGGACUUCCCCUCCACGGCCCAGCUCGGUGGCAUGGAAGGCAGGAGUGGCCCCUGCUCAGCGGGGCCGCCCGGGGUGAGCCCCGCGCUGGCGCCGGCCCGGCCGUUCGCCGGCGGCCAGGGCUCCGUGUGCGUGGACGGGAGCGAGGAGCCGGAGAGGAGCGGCAGCGCAGAGAUGUGCGGCUCCCUGCACCUCAACGGCAGCCCGAGCGGCUGCGUGGCCAGCAGGCCCUGCUGGGUGGAGGACCCCGAGGGGAACCUGCACUACGGACAUUACCACGGCUUCGGGGACACGGCCGAGAGCAUGCCCGAGCUGAACAGCGUGCUGGAGCACUCCGACUCCGUGAAGGUGGCGCAGCGCUACGACAGCGCCGUGCUGGGCACCAUGCACCUGUCCCACGGCUCCUAAGGCCGGGCCGGCGGCCGGCGCGCCGGGCCUCCGGGCAGCCAGCCCGCAGCACCAUUUCUUAUACUUUCCCUCUCUGAGCGGCAGCCUCUGGUUCCACAGGUUCCCCGCGCGUGCUUGCGCGGGCGCCAGUGUCGGCCGGGCCCGGGCGCGUCCCGACGUGCGCCCUCGGGGUCCGGGUUUCCUGGCGCCGGCCUCCACCGUUUCUCCUUACGCUGUCCCUGGUUCUCCUUUUGUCAAAGUCAGGGGUCGCUGCUGGAGGUCCCCAGAGGCCGGCGCCUGCUAGCCCAGCCCGCCGUGCCGGCGCCUGUGGCGUAGGUGACACACCGGGCCUCCCUGCGCGAGGUGCGGCCCCACCCGGGCUUCUCGGCGUGGUUGGUGUGAAGAAACACGACGCCUCUCUCCCAGUGUCGCUCACUGGGACCCUGAGCGCCCCGGGUCUGGGCGUGGGCGUGGGCCUGGUCCCGGGCUGCUGGCUGCGAUGCUGCCCGGGGCCGGGGCGGCUUCUGACUUGUUUCUCUGCCACUUUCCUCCUCGGUCCCUGGACCUCCUGCCACGGGGAACGGCCCCCUCGCGUGGUGGAAGUCCCUCCUGGUAGGAACUGUCAGGAGGAGAUACUUAACUGUUCUGACUUAACGCUUUCUUUUUCUCUUGUUUUGUUUGGGGCCUUUCUGCUCUGAAGUAUAUACCACUAUGUACGUCCAGUUACUGGCAGGAUUUUCUCUCUAAACUUGCAUUGAGUUCAUGGUUUUAUAGAAAUUCACUUUGUUUAGGCAACUAGUGGGCACACUGUGCAAAUAUUGUAAUGAAUUUUUACUUCUCUGGUUUUUGUAAUAAAAUCAGUGCCGAUAGAGAAAUGUCAGAUGGACAAACCAACGGUCUAGAAGUGUUGCUAGCAUUUUGUUUUAAAACUCCUUUAUGAACUGAAUAAAACCCGGUUAUUGCUUG